Molecule: messenger RNA, 1328 nt
Organism: Klebsormidium nitens
Lineage: Eukaryota; Viridiplantae; Streptophyta; Klebsormidiophyceae; Klebsormidiales; Klebsormidiaceae
Source: the annotation of a GenBank genome assembly
GCAAGAAAGGAUCUCCUGAAGAUCCAUGAGACAGAGUCGGGACGAGAAAAGGCAGCAGCAAAGCAACCAUUGCAGGGGCGCUGCAAAAGAAGAGCUAGAGCUAAAGGGUACAAGGAAAGGGUUUUGCGUAAGUGCAUCUCUCGAGGCGAGGGCGGCGUGAAGUGGCGGCGUCACAUUGCGCAGAGGCAAAAAGCUGUAAGCAUGGGUGGAGGCGGAAGCAAGGUCGAUGCAAUGGCGGUAGUCAACUCCUCCGUUGACUUUCGACCUCCAAUGGGGCCCCCUAGUGCUGACAACCCUUUGGUCUACUUUGACAUCAAGCUGGGGCGCUAUGGCGAUGCCAAGCCGCUGGGCCGCAUUGUGAUGGAGUUGAAGGCGGACGUUGUGCCUGAGACGGCGGAGAACUUCCUCCAGCUUUGCCAGCGGCCUGAGGGGCAGGGUUUCAAGAACUCAAGGUUUCACCGCGUUAUCCCCACCUUCAUGUGCCAAGGUGGUGACUUCACCAACGACAACGGCACUGGGGGCCGCUCCAUCUAUGGGAACAAGUUCCCUGAUGAGAACUUCAUCCUCAGGCACGUUGGACCUGGCAUCCUUUCCAUGGCAAACGCUGGCCCAAACACCAAUGGAUCGCAGUUUUUCCUCUGUGUUGCUGCUACACCUUGGUUGGACAACAAGCACGUGGUCUUUGGACAGGUCGUGGACGGUUACAACGUCGUGAAGGCAAUCGAGGCUCUCGGCAGUAGGAGCGGGGACACGUCCGAGGACAUCAUGAUUGCCGACUGCGGUGUCGUUUCCGCCACAACUGCGCGCGCGUCGUCGGCCGUCGCCCCCAGAGUGGCAGCCCCGGUUAGAUCCGCGGCCCCCACUUGGGCGAAGCAUAGCCUGAGCGGAGCAGCUUCAGCGGCAGCGGCUGACGUUGCCAGGCGGGGCAAAUGUGCGCCCGUUCGCACGCACACGAUCCAGACUGUCCGCCAAAACGCUCCGGGAACAGCUCGGUUCAUGCCGGUCGGAACGGUGGCAUCGAGGGGGACAAACAACAUGACGAGCACAGUGGUCGCCAAUGUAAGAAUGCCCAUCAGGUCAUUGACCUUCGCAGGUUGACCAUGGUGCAAGGCACAAUUUUGUCAGAUGCAAUCAGUUGUGAGGCAACCAUAGACUUAGUAAAACAGGGUUUCUAACGACCCGCGUUGAGUUGGUUAUCUGAAAUCAAUUCGUCAAUUUUGAUCGACUUGCGGCAGCGCUGAUAACACAAUAGCAUUCUCAGAUCCUCUAUGUGUUCGAUGUGUGUCUCCAAGACCUGUGUCUCCUGCCUUUCAUUGUAGCAUGUUGCC